ACCGGGCUCUAGUGGCUAGUGGCGGGGCUGAACAUACACGCCCACCUAUAACACACCACCAAUACUAUCUUACUACUCGGAGACUAUCGGUGUGGGCAAAUAGUCGCCACUACAAGCUAAAAAGCCCAGUCCAUAAACGAAGCUCUUUGUUUCCUAUACAUCCAUCCCUCAUACUACACCUGAACAGUAUUAUAUAAAAAAAGAAAAAUAACAUAGUACACUUGGCCAUAGUGAAAUAUUAAUUUUAAUCCGAAAUUCAGGCUUAAAAUCUCCUUUAAAAAACAGACACACACACAAACACACUUGUCAGCGUAAUACCUCACUUAGAUGGAAUUCCUUUAAUAGUACUACUACUAAUAGUACUACUACACUUGAAACUGCUUUCUGCUAUCACUAUCGCGACGCCCCGCUCUCUUAUCGCCACCGAAACGGGCAAGUGUGGUGUGUGUAGGGCCGGGCCCUCACCAUCAACAGAAUUACACUGCGCGCACGCACGCACGCACGCACACAAACGGAAACCUCACCUCAUUCACUGUCAGUGUUUUCGCCUUCGACUAAAGUCAUUGUCAUCGUCGUCAUCACCUCCUCCACGACGUAUCGUCAGAAGGCACAAGCCCCCGCCGCCCUCCUGACCAGGUCGGGUCGGGUUGGGCCGAGGGAGCCAAGGUGGUGAGGGGAGCGCGCUGAUGCGGCGCACGGCCUCUUUGGACACCAUCUACCUCAAAGGACAGUGGCCUAAGGACGUCCAGCAGCAACCCUUCUCAAGUUUACUGCUUGACAAAGCCUCACAGACCCCUGAAGAGUGGGCAUCAACUUGUUAUGGUAGCCUGAGCGUCGGCUGGUCUUCAGUUUGUGAAGAAGCUGUUAGUAGUAGUACUAGCAGUAGUAAUAAUAGCAGUACCAACAAUAGUAGACGACCUUCAGUGUCGGUAGUAUCAUCUCCAUGGUUGGGUAGUGGGCAGCAGGUCCCUCCGUCUUCAGGAGAACAAAUAGACAAAUUUAUUCGGCAUCGGCUGCAACGAACUAACAAGGAAGGGACAAGUGGAGGAGGGCUCCGCUACAGUCCUGUACAUGCUGAUCACUCCGUCCUUGCACCUACUCCCGUUCACCCACGACACCAUGCCCUCCAACAUGCAAAUGGUGGGUCUCGCGCCAUUCCCAUACCACAGUUGCCAAAGCCACUGCUUCCUCCUCGUUUACGUAAUUCUGUGGAGGGUCUUAACCAAGAAAUUGAACGUCUGGUCUUACGGCCGUCCCACGUACCUGCUGAUGACGUAGAAGAUGUGUGGGGAGAUGUUGGGCGUGAUGGUCGCAGAGCACCAAUUGCAGACUACUUACGAUUCACACGAAGUGUGGACACUCAGACACCUGCCAGAGGAUCAGCGGUAUCUGCGACUAGUUCCAACCACACGUCACCUUCUAUAUCACCACCGACCUCACCACCACCUAGCCAAGCGGCUGCUAUGCCGCCAACUACCCCUAGCCCUACUAGUACCCCUGCCUUGGCAACUUCACCACACAUUAACAAGUUCCUGGCAAGGGAGCCCCCUGAUGGGUGCGAAAAAGUUGCUCUCAAGCUCCAUGAAGAUAGAUCAGGAGCCAGUAAAGGGGGAGAAUGGCCUGCAGUGAGACCACCUGCAGCAUUUACCUUGCGGCCUAGUCAAGGUUCCGCCUUCUGUGCACCAGAUAGAACAGUUACAGAAGAACCGUGUGGAGCCACUGCCCUCCGUCUGUGUCAGCAUGAUAGUGGUAGUCUGAGAGAACCUUGUCCUGCAUGUGGUAGCAUUUCUAGUAGUGGCACUUCAGAACAUGAUCUUCAGCAACACAUUACCCGACCAUGUCAGCCUUCUCCUAGCCAGUCUUUAACUUGUGAAGCUGGUGUGUCAACUAAAGUCCUCGGUCCUGCCCAUGCGACAAUUGGGACGUCCCCAGAACUCACUGCUGAUCAAUAGCGAAGGCUAUGUUUUAGCACAUUUUACAAUUAUUUUUUUUCAUCCUGCAAUUUAACAGUUAUCUUCAAAAAUAUUGUGGUUCUUCAAUAGACAAUUAUUAGUGAUCAUUGUAAGCUUACUGAGUAUUAUUUGGUAAUGUACUGUAUUAAUGUACACAAUGUAUUAACUUAAAAAAAUGAUCAGCAUUUCCAAGGCAAUUUUGUACUAUAUCCCAGUGUUGCAUAUUAUUCACUUAGAAGUGAAUAAAAGCUCCCUUACAUCUCAGGAUUUAAUAAAUAAGAAGCCACUAUAAUGUAGACAUAAUUGACACAUUGUAGGGAACUGCUCAUGUACUUAACUUCAUUCUCCUAGUAGGGGACCAGUCUGACAUCCCUCGUGCUGAGGAAACAGGCACAGUCACGUUUCUGACUAUUCAGUAGGUCCAAAAAGUAUUAUUAAUCCCCUGUAUAACCAUUUUCCUGCAGGCAGUGUCUUGCAGCUUACAACAGAGAUCAAUAUUUUAAAAUUAUGUCUAGAUACUGUAGUUAUGAGUCAGUUUCAUGUGAUGUUGUUGCACAUUGGUUGGCAGGCUGAUUGCACCAUCAUUGCCAGUCACCAGACAGCUUCGUCAUAGAAGGCCAACCAAUAAAUUUAGUAGACUUAUAAAUCAUUUUCAAAGUACUUCCCAAUGCCUGAUUGGAAUUUAUGUAUGCAGGACGAAGUCUAGUGUCACCAUCUACUUCAUAGGGAAUUACACAAUUGCCAUGUUAAAACUGUUCUGUGGUUCUCCCCAAUGUGUAAAUUGUGAUAACUGCAAUCUGGCAAUGGACAACACGUCAGCUAUCCAGGAAAAGUAAAUUUUACUUUUGGAAAGGUGACAUCACUGUGCCAGUGCUAGAAAAUUAGAACUAAUGAUUUAAAUAUACGAUACCUUAGUACACAAUGAAAUUCAUCUCGUAUGCAAUUACUGUGAGAUUGGAGUAAAUCUGGCCAGUGUAAAAGUUUGCGAACUGAAUUUUCUUUGAAAAUUACGAAAAUGGAGUUCCUGUAAUUAAGUUAGAUAAAUUAUGCAAUUUAUCAUUUAUUUUCUAUAACCUAUUUGCUCACUUUUACUAUUGCCAUUAUUACUCAAAAAGAUCAAAAGUAUUUUUUUACUUUAACUUAACCAUAAAUAUAGUGCAGUAGUUGCAUCCAGAAGAAAAUUUCUAGUUAAGGUUAAUUAAUCAAAACCCUCAUGGGAGCUACAAAAUUCUCACCUCUUUGGGAAUCACCACAUUGGUUUUGAACAGUUUUUUCUCUGGCCUAAUUUGAAGGGAACUAGUCUGACGAAGCUCCUGCUGGGAGGAAACCGGUCUAUCAUGCAUUAUAAUAAACACAAUUUACACCUUAAGAAGUUCCUGACUGGAAGCCUGUGAUAGAUUCUUUGGAUACAAAAAGCAAAUGGAUCUGGAAUCGCCGGUGGUUGAGUGUGCCAACUGCUGUUUUGCUGCUGAAUUAGUAGCUUUGAUCAGCAACUAAAAAUAAAAAUUGACAAGACUGUUUAGGAACACAUUGGAAUACCUCCUUAUAUUCAAGUUGUCAGUAAAUUCAUCACUAUUUGACUGACACAGGACACAACUGGAAACUCACCGUCACCAGAGUAGCUUCAGCACUAUUGGAGAAAUAGUGCUAAGCAUAAAGUAGUGACAAGAUAUCAAUGUAUAGGCAAUACAUGUAUGACUAUAUGUUGAUUCUACUUCUUAUGACGUGCCUGCUACACCUGAUGCACCAGCCUCCUGUAGAAGGACCUCGGGUGUGCCUCGGCAAAAUCUCACUUCUCAUUAAACGCUCAUUAAAAAUAA
Messenger RNA from Macrobrachium nipponense, 3772 nucleotides. RefSeq names its product glucocorticoid-induced transcript 1 protein-like. The transcript has 7 exons. Bases 687 to 1952 code for a protein of 421 amino acids. Lineage: Eukaryota; Metazoa; Arthropoda; Malacostraca; Decapoda; Palaemonidae. The record is from RefSeq and is a predicted model, not a curated record.